AUGGAGGACGUCCAUAGUAGGAGGAGUCCUCCAUUCCCCUCGCCCACAGAGACUCUUCCGCCCGUCGUAUUACCGCAAUCUCAUACGCAGCCUCUCCGAUCACCUGGCUACCGCACCACACAUGGACACCAAUCCCAGAAACUCGUCGACGAACUUGCGGAUAGAGUGGAGGCUCUGGAGAGGUCAUCACUUCAAUCACCUCAUUUGUCGCGCGGCGAUUCCACAGAACAGGUUAUUGGUUUAACCCCGAUCACCGAAGACCCCCGAUCGGAUGCCGAAGGACAUGACGAGCAAGUACGCAGUUCGCACACUCUGAAGGAACUUCGAAGGCAGAUGGAAGACCUGCUUGUAUAUCAACAGAUGCAGCAAACCCAACCGCAGGUUUCGUCCCAGACUCAGCCCGCGUCUGCCCUCUCCGAUGAGACCCCCAGAAAGAGACGUCUGUCCACUACCUUGUCCAACAACAGUUCAACCGGAGUUCCAGUCACCGUCGUUCAACCCUCUGCAGAUUCCACAGGUUCAACGGGGACUAUCAAACCCACCGAAGUCGAAACGUCCCCGGAUCGCAGACCACAGCAGACCCCGUCCUAUCCCUUCCCACGAAUGCAGCAUAAAGCAGCCAAAAUGGGCAUUGAGCCGACAGGGCGUGGUGGGCAGUUCAGAUUAAAGUUUCCAACUGAACAAUCUCAGCUACCGACACCAGCGUCCCAGGCUUUUCCCUCGGAAACAAAGGCUCCAGAGCCUCGUCCGACGUUUUUGCCCCCUCGUCACGAGCAAAUUCGGGAAGAUCCGAACUUUUCCAGCCCCGAUCUGUAUGAUCUGACCCUGCAGUUGAAUGCUGAUUCGGGACUCGAGGCGUGGUGGUCUAAUCUCAUUGAUAUAAUGCACACUCAUUAUGGCGCCGAGCGCCUCUCGCUCGCUGUUCCAGGGGAUGUGACCGAUCUGGAGAAUGUCCCCUGGGGCCAAAAAGCUAUCUUCAACCAGAACGUGGAUACUUCAGUGGAGGAGGUCCAGGCCCGACACCUGGAGAAUGCGCGAGCGACAGAGAAUUCUCACUCGCGCAAAAAGCUUACAUCACAGAAGACUGAGAAGACAAUCGAGCAGGUGAAAAGCCCUGGGGCCCUUCGGCCCUCAUUAACGUCCAGACACACAUUCGCCGGCUUUGAUAAACACAAGAGUCACGCUCCGCCUGAUCUGAACCAACCUCCAGUCUCAAAGACGAAGGUCAAACAGGAGAAAAAGCAAGUAUCCAUUUCUUUGGAGAAGCCAUCCUCUUUAGAUCAUUCGAUUGGAGAGUCCCUCGAGCCCACGGAUGAUACUAUGAAUGCAGUUCUCGGUGACAUGCGACAGGCUGUUUUUCCAAUACCAAGGCCAUUGGAGGUAGAGUCGGAUCCUCUCAUCAAGCGAACAGGCGUGGUCAGAUUGUUUGGGCGUAUCCGCCCCACGGUGUUAACCCGCGAAUAUUCGGAGAGCUCGCCAGAGUAUUCGCAGCUUUGGGCCGAGUCCCCCAGCAGUCCAAACGACUUGGUGCAAGUUACUCCUGAUAUGGAUGCCCCUCCUGCCAGGGACAUCGGACAUGCACCCGCCCAUCAAGGCCUAGGUGUUGCUGGGUUGAGACAGUAUGAUGAAUACGAGCAAGUGCCACAAUCUCCGUGGUCCCAGUCUCCUGCUCCAUCGCCUGCUCCUCGUACAAACGCAGAACAGAACCCAUUUUUUACAAGUCACACAGUCGAUGAAGGAGCCUUCUCCAAAAACCCACCUUCACACGACUACUCUAAUAAUCUCCCGCUGGAAGCCAUUGGAGUUGAUCACUCCAAAACCGUUAUUCACAUCCCUCUCGUACACGGCGGUCACUCUUCACGCGAUUCCUCCUCCACAUUGAGAUUUCCCGUUGCAAUUGUAUCGAUGUUGUGCACAAUCGUUCCUUAUCCCCCCAAUCUCCGACAGUCACUUUCAUUCCUGAUGCCGCAUUUGACCACUUCUUUCUGCUUGGCUCAGCGAUAUAGCCAGCUUGAAAGACAGCUUUCCUCCAAGGUCGAGACUCCUCGUUAUGGCCAUCUGUUAGGCCUCGGUGGCACCUUCUCAGAUGCAAGCAGUGAGCUCGAGCUCGUUGCGGGUCUAAGUGGUCAUGUCAGCUACUCCGCUGGCGACAACAACAACCCAAUGUCAACGCACACCAGCUUCACAACCCCAAGUGAGCGCUCGUCUGUCAAGUGUAGUCCUGCUGUUUCUGCAUUGGGUACCCCUCAACUUAAUUUUGGCCAACUUUCCGCGACUCUAUCCCCAGGGACGUCUUCACAAUCUGCCAGAGAAGGGUCGGAUAGCUAUUUCAAUGUUCCGCAACACAAAGGUGCUCGAGACAGUAGCACCCACCGACCACGACUCCAUAAGUCGAAGACGGCCGCCAAUUUUGAUUUAUCGGCGUCGAUUUCCACCGGAAGAUCGGGUAAUAGCGAUGAAUUCAACACCAACGAACAAUCGUCUCAUGUCGCCUCGCCGUUGCAAGAGAUAAGACCGCCUAUCGCUCCAUCGCCAACCCAGCAAUCCUCACGACAACCCUCUACAAGCUCGUUCUAUGCCCAACUACAACGGGAGCUUCCACGUCCAUUCUCUGAUACGAUAGCCCAGCUGAUGCUCAACUCUAUACCAUUGCACCUUUUUCUGGCAAAGCCCCAGACUGGCGAAGUGAUUUGGACUAACUCCAAGUUCGAUGCUUAUCGGAGAAGCCAGCAUCAUGAGCAGAAGCUGCGUGACCCGUGGCAAAACAUCCACAGCAGCGAAAGGGAGCACGUUCACAGCAAUUGGGCCAAUGCCUUGCGUACGGGUGCGCAGUUCACCGAACGAGUGAGGGUCCGAAGAUUCAACGAUGAAUCGGCAUACCGCUGGUUCAUCUUUCGGGCCAAUCCUUUGCUAUCGUCAACAGGCGAGGUUCUAUAUUGGAUUGGAUCUUUCCUGGAUAUUCAUGAGCAGCAUAUUGCUGAGCUUGAGGCUAUCAAAGAAAGGGAGAAGUUUGCUAUUGAUGCAAAGUAUCGCGCAUUCUCCAAUUCGAUCCCACAGGUUGUCUUCGAGGCAACGGAGAAUCGCGGAUUGAUCUUCGUCAAUGAGCAGUGGAAUUUGUACACCGGCCAAACACUUGAGGAAGCACACGACCUCGGGUUCGCGAAACACGUCCACCCCAACGAUCUCGAAAAGUGCAGCGGGCUGUCUCUCAAUAGGACAGCUGACAAUUCGGAUCAAACUAACAACGGGCCUUCCGAGUUCAUGGUCGGGUCGGCCCUUGAUGAACUUGUGAGGCGUGGAGUAGCUUCUUUGCAGAAAGAUGGAGAUGGUCGAGUUUUCUACUCCACUGAAAUUCGUCUUCGUUCUCGAAGUGGUGAUUUCCGGUGGCAUUUGGUGCGGCUGGUUCGUGUCAAGACUAGCAGUUUUGGAAGCGAGGAGGCAUCCUGGUACGGAACAUGUACCGACAUCAACGAUCGCAAGAACCUCGAAAGAGAGCUCAACAAGGCUAUGCAGCAGUUGAACAACCAGAUGGAGUCCAAGACCAAAUUCUUCAGCAACAUGUCGCACGAGAUCCGAACCCCGCUCAACGGCAUCCUUGGUACCAUUCCAUUCAUCCUGGAUACCCAACUUGACAGCGACCAGAGACGAAUGCUGGACACCAUUCAGAACAGCUCUACCAAUCUUCGUGAGUUGGUGGACAACAUUCUUGACGUGUCCCGCGUGGAAGCUGGCAAGAUGUCAAUGGUCAAGUCGUGGUUCCAUAUUCGGUCAAUGAUCGAAGAUGUAAUCGACACGAUCGCCUCACGGGCCAUUGACAAGGGACUCGAGAUCAAUUACCUGAUCGGAGAAGACCUGCCAUCCAUGGUCAUUGGAGAUCGAUUCCGAAUUCGUCAAGUCCUGAUCAACCUUCUUGGCAAUGCGGUCAAGUUUACUGCGCAAGGUGAAAUCCAUAUCUGCUGUGACAUGUACCGUGAUCCCUCUUCGGCUCCUGGUAGCACCGAAGCAUUCUUGAAUUUCGAGGUCGUCGACACUGGAAAGGGCUUCAGUUCCGAGGAUGCAGAACGGCUGAUGCAGCGAUUCAGCCAGCUUGGAGAAAACGGUUCCCAGCAGCAUGCAGGCAGUGGCCUGGGGCUUUUCUUGUCAAAGCAACUAGUCGAAAUGCAUGGUGGCAAGCUCACGCCCAGUAGCAAAGAGGGCCAGGGAGCAAAGUUCUCUUUCAACGUUAAGGUCGAUGCACCUCCCCCUCCUUCCCCAUCUGAGCAGCCUAGCUUGAUGCGCCAGAACUCAACUGCUUCAAGAAGGCCAGCAAAAUCCAGGACGACCUCUUACCAACAAGGAAGCUCUCUGGUUUCCAGGGACUCGGACCAGAGCACUUCGAGGUCCGAUACCGACCCCUUCUCUCUUCCAUCUGCGCUUCCAACCCCGGAGAUUGGCCUCGGACCCCUGCCGCCACCGUUGGAUCAAACGAAGGCUCUGGGGGCAUCUCCGAUGCAGUUUCGAAGACAGAAAUUCAACCUGUCGUCACGAGACCGGACACAUGCCUCAAUUGGGCCGGUAUCUGUGCCUUCCCAUGGCCAUUUCUCCGUCAUCAUUCUGUGUGCGCUGGAAAACUCCCGAAAAGCCAUCAAGCAGCACAUUGAGCAGGUGGUGCCUCAUGAGCUCCCGUUCAAGGUCACAACGCUGCCUGACGUUGACGAGUGGAAGGACUUGGUGUCUGCUCCCGAUGCGGAGCCUUACACACAUCUUGUCCUGAACCUUCCUACUGAUGACAUUCUCGAUGUUAUUCAGACUGUGUCGGGUUCAAACCCCGCGCCUGUUGUUGUCAUUAUCUCGGAUCUUUACCAAAAGCGACAAAUCAGCACACAGGUGAAAGAUCUAGCUGCUUCUGGAAAGCCAGUCUUUAUUGUCCCAAAGCCUGUGAAACCUUCUGCUUUCUCGACUAUCUUCGAUCCGCAGAGUCAGCGUGAGCUGAGCAAGGAUCGCAACCAAGACAUGGCACGUGAAAUCAACAACAAUUUCAAGACCGUGUCGAAGAUGGUCAAAGAGGUUUUGGGCAACAAGGGCUAUCGAGUCUUGCUCGUCGAGGAUGACGAAACCAAUCGCGAUGUCAUGUUGAAAUACUUGGACAAGAUCAAACUCAUGGCAGAAACUGCAUCUAACGGGUUGGAGUGCACUAACAUGGUGCUGUCCAAAGAGCCCGGAUACUAUUCCCUCAUUAUCUGCGAUAUUCAAAUGCCCGUCAAGAACGGUUACGAUACCUGUCGCGAUAUCCGUGAAUGGGAGCAGAAGAACCAUUACCCACAAAUUCCCAUCAUGGCUCUUUCGGCCAACGCAAUGACAGACCAGAUUGAGAAUGCUGCCCGUGCAGGUUUCAACGACUAUGUCACCAAGCCGAUCAAACACAAUGAGCUGGGCAAGAUGCUGAUGGGACUUCUCGAGCCUGGCCGACCACUCGGGCUUUUGCGAGACCGACUUGGCCCCGAGCAUCAGCAGGUCGUUGCUGCCUCUCGCCACUAG
This is a messenger RNA of Penicillium bovifimosum, 5517 nucleotides long. RefSeq names its product putative sensor histidine kinase/response regulator (gene pkhB). The coding region runs from base 1 to 5517 and encodes 1838 amino acids. The transcript is spliced from 4 exons. Gene Ontology annotation, biological process: protein autophosphorylation; phosphorelay signal transduction system. Gene Ontology annotation, molecular function: phosphorelay sensor kinase activity; histidine phosphotransfer kinase activity. Lineage: Eukaryota; Fungi; Ascomycota; Eurotiomycetes; Eurotiales; Aspergillaceae. The record is from RefSeq and is a predicted model, not a curated record.